AAACCCUAGUCUCCACCAUCACCGAGAAGUCACCGGUCUCAAUGGCGAAGCUCCUCUCCCGCUCCACCGCCUCGCGCGUCGCAACCCGUUUCUUCUCCACCUCCAGACCCGCCGCUCCUUCUCACUCUAACCUCAUCUCCCGUCGAUCUUCACCGGCGCUGUUCCAAGCCAUGGGAUUCAUCCCUGAUUCGACCCGUUUGACGACGAUCCGGACCCGGAUGGAUAGGUCUGGUGGAUCGUAUUCCCCGCUCAAAUCCGCAUCCAAUUUUAGCGACAGAGCACCUACGGAGAUGGCGCCGCUGUUUCCUGGCUGCGACUACGAGCAUUGGCUCAUCGUCAUGGAGAAGCCCGGCGGCGAAAACGCGAGUAGACAGCAGAUGAUCGAUUGUUAUGUUCAGACUCUUGCCAAAAUUGUCGGAAGUGAGGAAGAAGCUAAGAGGAAGAUCUAUAAUGUCUCGUGCGAGAGGUAUUUUGGGUUUGGUUGUGAGAUUGAUGAGGAGACAUCAAACAAACUCGAAGGGAUUCCUGGAGUUCUCUUCGUGCUUCCGGAUUCUUACGUUGAUCCAGAGUACAAAGACUACGGAGCUGAGUUGUUUGUGAAUGGAGAAGUGGUUCCGCGUCCACCAGAGAGACAGAGGAAGAUAAUGGAGUUAACGACUCAAAGAAGCUCGGAUAAACCGAGGUACAAUGACAAAACCAGAAACGUUCGACGGAGAGAUAACAUGCGUUAAGACCUUCAGUACUCGAGAGUCUUUUGCUAAACAUCUCCUUCCCCUUUUGAACUUCGUUCGUAUUGCCUUUCUUGGUGUUUGUUAUUUGCUCCACUCUAUACGAAUAAUGUAAAUUGUGAUCAUGGUGAUGAUGGUAUUAUGGAUGAUGUUGGUUCUGUUUGAUUGCACGAAUCGUAUUAAAUAGUACCACUUAGUAUUAUUUAUCAAUC
Molecule: messenger RNA, 940 nt
Organism: Brassica rapa (field mustard)
Lineage: Eukaryota; Viridiplantae; Streptophyta; Magnoliopsida; Brassicales; Brassicaceae
Product: multiple organellar RNA editing factor 6, mitochondrial
Biological process (GO): cytidine to uridine editing; mitochondrial mRNA modification
Cellular component (GO): mitochondrion
Source: RefSeq, a predicted model, not a curated record